AUUACAUGAAGAGAUCAGCUUACCAGUUUUCUUCAGAGCAGAGGCUGAGCUCGGAGCGCCGGGUAGUACAGUGAGGGAGAGCCGGGGAAGCCAGCGCGGUGCCUCGCGGAAGCCCAGGGCUGGAGUCCCCAGACGCAAGUGCAUCUGCUAGCUGUUAGCACUUGGCAGCCCCAGCGCUCCUCCAGGGUAGUUCUAACUUUGGUAAUAAUGUUUGUCAGCUACCUGAUAUUAACAUUGCUCCACGUUCAAACAGCAAUGGUAGCAAGACCUGGGGGAGAGAGCAUUGGCUGUGAUGACUACCUAGGCUCCGACAAAGUCGUGGACAAAUGUGGUGUGUGCGGAGGUGACAACACAGGCUGUCAAGUCGUGUCAGGCGUGUUUAAGCAUGCCCUCACCAGCCUGGGCUACCACCGUGUCGUGGAGAUCCCCCAAGGGGCCACCAAAAUCAACAUUACCGAAAUGUACAAGAGCAACAACUAUUUGGCCUUACGAAGCCGUUCCGGCCGCUCCAUCAUCAAUGGGAACUGGGCAAUUGACCGUCCAGGAAAAUAUGAGGGCGGAGGGACCAUGUUCACCUACAAGCGUCCAAAUGAGAUCUCGAGCACCGCUGGAGAGUCCUUUUUGGCCGAAGGUCCCACAAACGAGAUCUUGGAUGUCUAUAUGAUACACCAGCAGCCUAACCCAGGAGUCCAUUAUGAAUACGUUAUCAUGGGAACCAACGCCAUCAGCCCACAGGUGCCACCUCAUAGGAGACCAGGAGAGUCCUUCAACGGCCAGCUGGUCACAGAAAGCAGGAGCCAAGAGGAGGCAGAAGAGAAGGAAGGGACCAAGGAGAAGACCGACUUGCAUGGCGAGGCGCCUGACAUCUUCGCCUCGGAGACAGCACGGACCUUCUCCGUCAGGCAUCCAGACAGGUUUUCUCCCCGUCAGCCAGACAACUUCGUGCCACCAGCACCGCAGCCCCCACGGCGAAGCCGGGAUCAUAACUGGAAGCAGCUUGGGAUGACAGAAUGUUCAACGACCUGCGGGAAAGGGUCCCAGUACCCCAUCUUCCGCUGUGUGCACAGAAACACUCAUGAAGAGGCCCCUGAGAGCUACUGUGACUCCAGCAUGAAGCCAACUCCUGAAGAGGAGCCCUGCAACCUCUUCCCCUGCCCAGCCUUCUGGGACAUCGGGGAGUGGUCUGAGUGCAGCAAGACCUGCGGCCUGGGCAUGCAGCACCGCCAGGUCCUGUGCCGCCAAGUGUAUGCCAACCGCAGCCUGACAGUGCAGCCCUACCGCUGCCAGCACCUGGAAAAGCCUGAGACCACCAGCACCUGCCAGCUGAAGAUCUGCAGCGAGUGGCAGAUCCGGACAGACUGGACCUCGUGCUCGGUGCCCUGUGGCGUGGGACAGAGGACUCGCGACGUGAAGUGCGUGAGCAACCUGGGGGACAUGGUGGAUGAUGACGAAUGCAACAUGAAGCUCCGGCCAAACGACAUUGAGAACUGCGACAUGGGGCCCUGUGCCAAGGGCUGGUUCCUCACUGAGUGGAGUGAAAGGUGCUCGGCAGAGUGUGGGGCCGGAGUGCGGACACGCUCGGUAGUGUGCAUGACCAACCACGUCAGCAGCCUGCCUCUGGAGGGUUGUGGGAACAACCGGCCGGCGGAGGCCACCCCGUGUGACAACGGGCCCUGCACUGGCAAGGUGGAGUGGUUUGCUGGGAGCUGGAGUCAGUGUUCCAUCGAGUGUGGGAGCGGGACACAGCAGAGGGAAGUGAUUUGUGUCCGGAAGAACACAGAUACCUUCGAAGUUCUGGAUCCUUACGAAUGUUCUUUCCUGGAGAAGCCCCCCAGCCAGCAAUCCUGCCACCUCAAACCCUGCGGAGCCAAGUGGUUUAACACAGAGUGGAGCAUGUGCUCCAAGAGCUGCCAGAGUGGUUUUCGGGUCCGAGAAGUACGGUGUCUCGCCGACGACAUGACCCUAAGUAACCUCUGUGACCCUCAGUUGAAACCAGAAGAGAGAGAAUCCUGCAACCCUCAGGACUGUGUCCCUGAAGUGGAUGAAAACUGCAAGGACAAAUACUACAACUGCAACGUGGUGGUCCAGGCACGACUCUGUGUCUACAACUACUACAAGACCGCUUGCUGUGCAUCCUGCACCCGCGUGGCCAAUAGGCAGGCAGGCUUCCUGGGGAGCAGAUAACACCCCUGCACUCCAGCAGCAGGGCCACAUCACCUGCCCUCC
This is a messenger RNA of Carlito syrichta (Philippine tarsier), 2226 nucleotides long. It is a transcript of the gene THSD4, whose product is annotated as thrombospondin type 1 domain containing 4. The transcript is spliced from 12 exons. The record is from RefSeq and is a predicted model, not a curated record. NCBI's taxonomy places the organism in Eukaryota, Metazoa, Chordata, Mammalia, Primates, Tarsiidae. Gene Ontology annotation, cellular component: extracellular matrix. Gene Ontology annotation, molecular function: metalloendopeptidase activity. Bases 208 to 2184 code for a protein of 658 amino acids. Gene Ontology annotation, biological process: extracellular matrix organization.